Molecule: messenger RNA, 4981 nt
Organism: Triticum aestivum (bread wheat)
Lineage: Eukaryota; Viridiplantae; Streptophyta; Magnoliopsida; Poales; Poaceae
Product: putative F-box protein At2g33190
Exons: 4
Coding region: 3332-4636 (434 amino acids)
Molecular function (GO): protein binding
Source: RefSeq, a predicted model, not a curated record
AUUCAUCUUUCCUUCGUCUCUCCUUUUCUCUCCCCCGCUCUCUCCCUUUUCGCUAUCCGUCGUUCGCCUGCUUCGCCCCACCGCGCUUCACUUCCUCUCGGACUCGUUGCGGCUAACUUCUUCGUUGUCGAUGUGCGUGGUCGUUGUGAGGGCUUUUGUGCGUUCGGUUGGUGCUGCUAGUUAAGCCCAGUUUCUUAUUGUCUCCUGCGCCCGCCGUCGUGCCGUCCUGCCGUUUGCAUUGAGGCUGUUCGUCUGCUGCUUCACCUUCGUUGGCUCGCCGCUGUCCUGGUUGUGCUACUUGGUUCUGGUUGGAAGAGCUGCUCUGCUUCUGCAUCUGCACCUGUAGCCUGCUGCUGCUGCCUGCUACUCAAGGUUUGCUCUCCUUUUCCACUGCAUGUGCCUUGUUUAUCGCUCAACAUGUAUUUAUCUCUUGGUGCCCUGGGUUUAUGGCGUCGUCUUCUUCAACCUGAGGCUGCAUCCUGUGCUGCCGUUUCAGUUCAAGGUAGAUUUCAUUCCAUCCCUAUUCCUCUAAGCCGAGUCGUUGCACCUGUAUUCUUAAAUCCAAUCGUCUUUUCUCAGCGCCUAAGCUAGCGAAGUGGUUUAGCCUAAACUGUUUUAUAAUCUGCUAGGUAUUUCAGAGAGGACUAAACCAUGCAAAACAAAUUCAUCACAAACAUGGCUUUAGCGUGCCUCUGCGCCAUUUGGCGCAAAAAACACACACAUUAUCCUACCUUUGUUUUUACAUCGAGGUGUAAAUAUUGAGAAGAAUAUUAUUCUCAUUGAUAGUAGUUUGAGGAGCACUACAAAGGAUCGCUGCCAAGAAUUUGAAGGAAAUGCCUUGCCAAUCUGACCCAUCACAUAACUUUGGGUUCUAUCAGUUGUGUGGCACAUACAUUUGGAAAGAAGUGAACUGUAUUUGCAAAUCUAAAUAUUUCUCUCAUGCAUGUAAGUCUCAACGGCAUGUAUAUUAUGGUCUUGCUAAAUUGAUCCUAUAUCUGCCUUAUCCAUGUGUUAACUGUUUAAGAUUUGGUUGCAGUGGCCUAUAAAGAAUUUGUUGGAUUUCUAAAUUGAUCCUAUCUUUGCCUCAUCCAUGUGUUAAAUCUUUAAGAUUUUUAUGUGUGGCAUGUCAUGCACUUAUAGGAUAAUCGAGUGACCUUUCUAUUUACUUAUUUGGAAUACGACUUUCCUGAUUUUGUGCUUUCUUUGAACCCUCAUAUUUCAUGGUUGCCAUGAAUACCAAACUUUUUAAUCUUUUAGAAGAGUGCAAAUCCAUAAUAUGAUAUGAAACAUGAUAUUUUGUUAAGGCCUUUGCAUUUUAACUAUGACGGUGACCUUUGUAGUCACAUGCAUUAGUUGAAAAGCUUUUGGUUUCUCUCUUCUCUCCUGCUUAGGAAGUUUUCUUCUUUGGUUUUCCUAGGUAUUGUUUCUAAUUUUACCUACAAAGGCAAACCUUUUCAAAUCACAUCAGGUUUCAUUAUUAGAAAGGCUCUUAGUAUGGUCAAGUUUCAUGCACUUAUUUCAAGUAUCCUGCCUUGGGUGUGUGCGUGUGUUGUGGUGGCGUGCGUUUGUACCGAGUUGCUGUGGAUCAUGCUUUAUAUAUAAAGCGGGGCGGAAGCCUUUUUCAGUAAUAACUCGUGGUUUGAAAUGGGACCUUUUGCUAUUUGGCGCAACAGGUAAUGUUAUUGUACAUUUUUUUGUAGACAGCAAGCCUCCAUUUUUAUGGUAGGCAACGAGCCUCCAUUCUGUUACAACAUGUGCUUGCCCAUAACUAAACCAACUGAUACAUGUGUCUUUUUUCAAAGCACAUAUGGACUCAACGGGUUUCUGCGCCAUUAGGCGCAACGGGUCAACUAUUCUCUAUAAAUUCAUUUGUAAAGUUAUUUCAGAUAUUCAUAUCGAUUCAAUAACAAGGUUACUAUACCAAGAACAUCGAUGUUCAUUCGUAAGUUAAGCAAAAUAGUUUUAUUUACUUCUUCGUUUGAAUCGCGCUUUUGCGCCAUUUGAUGCAAUGGGUUCUUCUCUCAAACCUAUGUGCUUGCUGAAACCUAAAGUUUUUAAAAAAUAGCAAUAUUUUAAAUGCGGUCAUGGUUUUAAAUGGGACUAAAUAGCAGGUGACUCAUGGAUAGAAAUAUUUCCAAUGUUGUCAUGGUUGUAAAUGGUUCUUCUCUCAAACCUAUGUGCUUGCUGUACUGGCUAUGAAAGCAGCCGUCGACAAACAUGCCUAAUUUGAAAUAUAACGGGUCUAAAUAGCACAUGACUGUUGGAUAGAAUUUUUUUUCAAACACAAGACUACUUCACAAUUUCUAUACAGAGGGGCUAAAGCUAUGCUUAUACAUGCUCAAACCUAAAGUUCCUUGCUACAGAAAAUAUUUUGAAAGAACUCAUGAUUUUAAAGGUACAUAUAUUUAUAAAGAAAAGCCUAUGCAAUUUUUCUUUACAUAAAGGGGUCUAAAUACUUACCAUAUGUGCUUGAUGUAAAAAAUGCAUAUAUGUUCAACGCUAAUAUGGUUUUAAAAGGGUCUCUGGGCCAUCUGGUGCUGGUUUGUACGUGUUAUAUAAAUGCACUUUUAUUUCAAACUCGAACUUCACAACGUGAUAAACAUAUUUUCAAUAUGUCAUGGUUUAAAAUAGGCUUUCUACUACCAGUAUCGAAUAUGUCCUUGCAAAAUGAAAUUAUUUUCAUCGACAACAUGUAUUUAGCGGAUCUCUGCGCCAUUUGGCGCAACGGGUCAACUAGUAAUGAGAAGAUCUGACACACGGCUCGUCCCAGGCGAAGAGUAAGACGAUGGAGUCAUGGGUGGGUCCUGUGCAUCAUUGACAAUGAGGGGAAUGGGUGGCUGGCGUGCGGCCGGGGUCCAUCAUAUGGUCAAAGAGAGAUGCAAUUUAUAAAUCAACAUUUUAUCUCUCUUAAUUAAUUAUUAAAGUUUCGCCUUUGUGUACGGUCACAUAACAAAUCUUUUUCAGUUUAUAAAUCAACAUUUUAUUUCUCAGACACCUUGUUUCUUUUUCAGUUUAUAAAUCAACAUUUUUUUUUCAGUAGGUGCCUUUUUCCUUUUCUCCCUUCCCAUAGAGGUUUCUGAGGGAAAAGUGACUCAACCUAUAUAUAGAAAAAAAAGGCACCUACUGCAUAUGUGCUCCUUUGGUUGUUUUUCUCCCUUCCUAUCGAGGGGUUUUUGGGUUGGUGUCGUCAGCCGCCUCGCGCAAAAUCGGAUUGCGUAGUUGUUUUCGCAACGGAUUUCGUACGCCGAUGUAUUUGGUCGUUCGUUAAUUGCAUCGUUGCACAUAAAUAUGCUGGAUCACAAGCACAACGUGACAGACCUAAAAAUUCACCAUGGCAGCAGCAAGAUCGUGCACAAACCCCUGCUGGUCGGACCUCCCGACCGAUCUCCUCGCGAGCAUCGUGCAACUCCUCCAGCUCCCGGGAGCGCUCGCCUUCGCGUCCGUCUGCACGUCGUGGCGCGCGGCCGCCGGCGACAUCCCGCAUCCGCGCACGCCAUGGCUCUUGUCCUGGGAAGAAAACCCACACCCGGCCGUCGGGCGGAGCCGCUCCGCCGUGACCUGCAAGUUUCGCAACCUCCUCGACGCCGACAGGGUUCACAGUCUCACGUUCCCCGAGGCCUCCUUCGUCACCUGCUGCGGCGCCUCCAACGGGUGGCUGGUGGUGGUGGACGAGCUCUGCAACCUCUCGCUCCACAACCCCUUCACCUCGCAGACCAUCGCUCUGCCGCCGGUCACCGACUUCCCGUGCGUGACGGCCGUCGUGCACGACGACCAGGGGAAAAUCAAGGCUUACCGUCUCAGCAGGAGCUCGGGCCAGUACAUCGACGCACAGCAGUACGACGCGUACCAUCUGGCCACGUUUUUCUACCGGAAGGCGGAGCUGUCCGGCGACCCGUCCGGGGGCGGCGACUACGCCGUCACGGUCGUCCACUUCGGCGGCAGGUGGAUCUCCCGCGUCAGGGCGGGGGACACCAGGUGGCGGGUGCUGGUCGCCAACAGAUUCAUCUGGGGCCACGGCCACCCGGACGCCUACGCCGACUGCGCGUACCACAAGAGGAGCGUGUACGCCGUGACGUACCAGGGGAUCGUCGAGCGGUGGCCCCUCGACGACGCCGGCGCCGGGACACCAUCGGAGAAGCAGGAGGAGGUUGUGCAAGACCGUCGGCUGCGCGACGCCGUCCUCAGCAGGCACCUCGUGGUCUCGCCGGGCGGCGGCGGGCUGUGGAUGGUGAGCGCGGUGUGGGAGCCCGGGCGCGCGGAGUACCCGGACGCCGUCAGGUUCACGUUCCGCGUGGUCGAUGAGGAUGACGAUGACGCCGGGGGCGAGGGGGAGCGGGAGUCGGUGCAGGCGCACGCGCUGUUCCUCGGGAUGAACCGGCCGGCGUGGCUCCCCACCGGCACUGGGAGCUUCCCCGGCGUGAGGCCCGGUGUGCUCUACUUCUCCGCGCCAUGGAUGCGGCAGUACUCUCCAAAACUGCUCGAGUUGGUGGGCGACUGGGGAGGCGCGAGGGCCUACGGCGUCCUCAGUAGGACGAGGGCGAGGACGUUCGAGCGCGUGUUCCCCGGCUUGCUGCCUGAGUCUGCACGGCUGAUGGACUGCCCUACGGAGGUGUGGGUCACGCCCAAUCUGUACUAGACUAGAUGCCGGCGAUAACCAGGUCCUUCGGCGGCAGAUAGCAGGACGUGUGUGCGUUGGCUGAAAACUUGUGAUUUACCUUUGAGAAACCCCUUAGGGCUUCUUUGAUUCAAAGAAAUUUUGUAGGAUUUUCGAAGGAUUGAAAUCCUUAUAAUUUUUUCCUAUGCUUUGAUUCAUAGGAUUGGAUCAAUAGGAAUUUUUCCUAUGUAAUCUUUAAUUUUCAAAAGUGAACCCGCUAAUUUCUGAACCCUGCGAUUUCUGAAUGUAAAAGUGAAAUCUCUGAUUUCCGGAUGUAAAACCUUUAGUUCCUAAUGCCUAAUUUACCCCUCCAAAUUUAAGAAGCUC